Cricetulus griseus (Chinese hamster) is the source of this 384-nucleotide messenger RNA. Lineage: Eukaryota; Metazoa; Chordata; Mammalia; Rodentia; Cricetidae. The record is from RefSeq and is a predicted model, not a curated record.
GUGCUUCGGUUUACAAUGGAGAGUGGGGCUGAGGGCUGUGAGGUUGUGGUGUCUGGGAAGCUCCGAGGAGAGAGAGCCAAGUCCAUGAAGCUUGUGGAUGGGCUGAUGAUCCACAGUGGAGACCCUGUUAACUACUAUGUUGAUACUGCCAUUCGCCAUGUACUCCUCAGACAGGGUGUGCUGGGCAUCAAAGUGAAAAUCAUGCUGCCCUGGGACCCAAGUGGUAAGAUCGGCCCCAAGAAGCCUCUGCCUGAUCAUGUGAGCAUUAUGGAACCUAAGGAUGAGAUCUUGCCCACCACCCCCAUCUCACAGCAGAAGGGUGGGAAGCCAGAGCCACCUGCCAUGCCCCAGCCAGUGCCUACACCAUAACAGGGUCUUGGCAGC